UUGAACUUUGAAGUCGAAACGAGUCAGUCGGCAGCGAGCGGCCCUCGAUUCCGCUAUACAAGUAAACAGUAAAGCUGUUUACAUUUUCAAGCGGCGCACCUGUUCGAGAAUAUUUUCCAUAGUUGCCUAAAAUUGCAUAUGUACUUACGUUACUUUGUUGCUAAAAUAUUGUGCAAGUGAAAUGGGGAGUUUCAUAAAAGUCGACGACGCCUCGCCAAGCAUCUUUGAUCAUAGUGAUGACACUUUAAACUUUAACGACAUCGAGAAAUCUUUUGUGAUUUUGCAAAAAGAUGUGGAAUCUAUUCGAGCUUCGUCCCCAGGUGAAGGAAUGUCAGAAUGCGAUUAUAGCGAUCAACUGUCGAUUUUUUCGAGCAUCAGUUGCCGCAACACAGAGAACGAUUCGCGUGAGAUACUAAGAGAGAAAAAACAGCUGAGAAACGAGCGGUUCGAAAGAAUAGCGAUGUACCAGAAAGAAGUUUUUUCAGCUUUGCACGAGCUUACGCGAAAACUCGAUUCGUUGAAGGCAUCAUCAGAUGAACCCAACAAUGGCAUUGACAGCUCGGUAAAUUCUUCAGACAAUUCGCUGAAUAGGGUAGACACAAUUGCGCAGACUGAAACGAUGCUGGAUGACGACUCGGAGCAGGAAAGCGAAGUGUCUCGGAAAAGUUUCGAUUCGAUUGAGACAUCGAUGACAAGAACGCAGUGCGUCAGCGCGGAAACUGAGUCCGUGGCCCCUCAUGGCGUCGAGGCAGAUACGCUUUCUGCAGUAGGGACUCUGUGCAUGAGCACCGAACCAGAGGUGCAGCGAACGACGGAAAUCGCGACCGAGAGUAUCAAAUUUCAGGCACCUAACACACUGAUGGCGCGGUCGAGCGCAAGUGCCGAGCACUUAGCAAACGCUGGUAUUUCUUUGUCAGCAAUAGAGGGUAAGAAAUCGUGCAUAUUGCCUGACAGCUCGUUCACUGUACAAGAUUUGACAGAGCGUGGAAAGAAAGAAAGAGAUUUUAAUAAUAAAUUAUGCGAAGAUCUGGACAAAAUAAUGGAUCAGCAAACUAUGGAACUGUUGGAUCGGGAAAGAGUUGUCAAAAAGACACUGGAGAAAGAAGCUCUGCUGCUCAGAGAAAACUGCACCGAGUUGACAAUAAAUCUCGAAGCCGUCAAAGGCGAGAAUGACGCUUUGCAUAUGGAAAUGGAUGAAUGGUCAGAAGAGCGAGAGAGACUAUACGAAUUGAAUAAAUUACUUAAAUGUAAACUGGAGUCAAAAGAAGAGGAGUACGAAAUGUUGAAAAGCGAAAUCGACUUGCUGAGAACGAAAUCUGGCACAAUUCAAGUGGAUCUUGACAAUACGAAAGCCGAGCUUGCAGAAGCCCGCAGGACGAUUUCUGAGAUCUCGGCUGAUGUUUACAAUAAUCGAAUCGAAAAACAAGAGAUCGAUAUUUUGCGAUUAAGAGCAACUGAAAAGAGUUAUUUAUGUCAGAUAGAGUUACUUACUGAUGAAAACAAAAUACUACGAAAUUAUAUCGAUCGUUUCUUAAAUACAUGAAAAAGUAAGCGUAAGAAAGAAUCCGUAAGUUUAAUAUUCUCAUAUGUACUUACAAUUUUCAUUAAAGCUAAGUUUGUAUUAUGAAGUACUACAUUCAUAUAAGCAGGCAUUUAAUAUUGGUUAAAUAAAUAUAAAUAAAAACAUCUAUGGUCACAUCCAUAGCAAAUUAUCAGA
Nasonia vitripennis (jewel wasp) is the source of this 1717-nucleotide messenger RNA. RefSeq lists its product as uncharacterized. The transcript has 4 exons. The coding region runs from base 182 to 1543 and encodes 453 amino acids. The record is from RefSeq and is a predicted model, not a curated record. Lineage: Eukaryota; Metazoa; Arthropoda; Insecta; Hymenoptera; Pteromalidae.